CUGGGACACGACCAAGUUUAACUUGGGAGAAUUGACCCCCUUCGUUCAGAAUCUCAUCUUACCCUUCGUUGACUGUAACUCCGGCCAACUUUCCAACAAAAUUUGCGGGAUAUUCGAGAUGCUCUUUGUUGCUGAUGAUCCGAGCCACCUGAACAACAUCUUCAUCUCCAUCCAGUCGGCUACAGUGUCCAACAUUUGGAGCGAGAUGGCCGUUUCUCGACUCUUUGGGCCGGACACAAUUGUUACGCCUGCUCUCAACCAGCUCGACCCUCUCAUCGAUCACGUCGAUGCUACUUCUCUGGUGCUUCCUGGUACGGUCGCUGAGAUGUGGAGGCAGAAAAGAGCGAUUGAUUUUGAUGACUCGCCUGAAUGGGUAAACUAUGCUGGAGAGGUCCUAGGUGCCUGGGUCCAUACCGCGGCUUGGUUUUCUAACGAGAUUGACGGAGACCAGUUUGAUGCCUUCGAGAGUGGGAAGUUGGAACACCCCUACGGAGGCACCUAUUGGGACUGGUUUGCAAACCGUGCGCCCAACAUCUUCCCCACUCUCGUGUUCGCGAGGCUUAAAGACGAUGAGAUAAUCGUGACUUAAGGGGGGCAAUUCGUUAUCUGGGACUAUCAAGGGGCGCUUAAAGAACCACAUGCACUAGCGUUGACUUGUUGUUGACUAUUACCAAUAAUUGACAGCGGAUGUCGUUAUAUCCAUCCUAGUUGCGAAUAAGAAGAUAC
Messenger RNA from Daldinia decipiens, 726 nucleotides. RefSeq lists its product as uncharacterized. The record is from RefSeq and is a predicted model, not a curated record. The transcript has 2 exons. Lineage: Eukaryota; Fungi; Ascomycota; Sordariomycetes; Xylariales; Hypoxylaceae. The coding region runs from base 119 to 589 and encodes 156 amino acids.